This is a messenger RNA of Tachysurus vachellii, 1116 nucleotides long. Its product is annotated as protein NDRG3-like. Gene Ontology annotation, biological process: signal transduction. NCBI's taxonomy places the organism in Eukaryota, Metazoa, Chordata, Actinopteri, Siluriformes, Bagridae. Bases 66 to 1100 code for a protein of 344 amino acids. The transcript has a single exon. Gene Ontology annotation, cellular component: cytoplasm. The record is from RefSeq and is a predicted model, not a curated record.
CUAAACCCUGCUCCUGCUAUUCUUCUCCUAACAGAACGAUCAUUUGAAAGCUGUUCAUUGCAAGGAUGGAUGGGUUACAGGAUGUGCAGCUGACUGAGAUUAAGCCCCUUCUGACAGACAAAAAUGCCCGAAACUUUCAGGAUUUCGACUGUCAGGAGCAUGACAUUGAGGCCCCCCACGGUGUUCUCCAUGUCACUAUGAGAGGAACACCUAAAGGCAACCGGCCCGUGAUCCUUACAUACCACGACAUAGGCCUCAACCAUAAGUCAUGCUUCAACACUCUUUUUAACUUUGAGGACAUGCAGGAAAUCACACAGCAUUUUGCCGUGGUUCAAGUGGAUGCUCCAGGUCAGCAGGAGAAUGCAGCACCUUUCCCCCCUGGGUAUCAGUACCCUACGAUGGAUCAGCUAGCUGAGAUGUUGCCCUCAGUCAUGACCCACUUAAAGAUCAAUAGUGUGAUUGGGAUUGGUGUUGGUGCUGGAGCCUACAUUCUCACCAGACUGGCGCUGAAUCAGCCUACACUGGUAGAGGGUCUGGUUCUUAUUAAUGUGGACCCGUGUGCAAAAGGAUGGAUGGACUGGGCUGCCUCAAAGUUGUUAGGAUGGACCAGCAACCUGGUGGACAUCGUGAUGGGGCAUCAUUUCAGCACAGAUGAGCUGACAGAAAUCCAGGAGAUCAUUCAGACAUACCGUCUGCACAUCGCUCAGGACAUGAACCAGGACAACCUUAAACUGUUCUGCAACUCCUACAACAGCCGCCGAGAUCUUGAGAUUGAGAGGCCCGUCAUAGGGCUUAAUGAGGGAACUGUCAACACUCUGAAGUGUCCUGCAUUGCUAAUUGUUGGUGAUACCUCUCCAGCUGUGGAGGCCGUUGUUGAGUGUAACUCGAGGUUAAACCCCACAAAGACCACCCUUCUGAAGAUGGCAGAUUGUGGUGGCCUACCCCAAGUUGUACAACCUGGUAAACUUGCUGAGGCCUUCAAGUACUUUGUCCAGGGCAUGGGUUACAUGCCUACUGCUAGUAUGACGCGCUUGACACGCUCUCGUACCCACUCAGCUUACAGCAUGAACUCUGGGGAAGGCGCACGUAGGUGCACGUAGCCGCACUCACAAUAAC